Molecule: messenger RNA, 4091 nt
Organism: Syzygium oleosum
Lineage: Eukaryota; Viridiplantae; Streptophyta; Magnoliopsida; Myrtales; Myrtaceae
Product: probable manganese-transporting ATPase PDR2
Exons: 22
Coding region: 229-3801 (1190 amino acids)
Biological process (GO): intracellular calcium ion homeostasis
Cellular component (GO): endoplasmic reticulum membrane
Molecular function (GO): ATP binding; ATP hydrolysis activity; P-type ion transporter activity
Source: RefSeq, a predicted model, not a curated record
CCAUCUCCCUCUCUCGCCCCCCUUGCUCUUCGAUUUCACUGUUGCUACGCUCUUCGAUUCCACCGUUUCCUUGUCGAAUUUGCUGCUUCUUUAUACCGAUACCCAGUUCCGGGUACGGGGGAUCGGUCUCGCGCUUUCGCUGCCCUCACUAGUGCCCUAGAUUUGAUUCCGCUUGGCUUUCUCGUUGCCCAGUUUGGUACUGUCAUUCUUCUUCCGGCGGGAUCGGAGAUGUCGAGGUUCCACGUGGGCGGCAAGGCUGUGGAAAAUGUCGACUUGUUGAGGAGGAAACUCUGGACUUGGCGUCUGGAUGUUUGGCCCUCUGCCGUUCUGUACGCCCUCUGGGUGACCGCGGUCGUCCCUAGCUUAGACUUUGCGGAUGCUGCCAUCGUGCUCGGCGGCCUUGUUGGUCUUCACAUUCUGGUCUUGCUCUUCACGGGCUGGUCGGUGGAUUUCAAAUGCUUCGUUCAAUAUAGCAGGGUACACGAUAUACAUCAUGCUGAUGCGUGCAAAAUAACUCCGGCAAAGUUUUCCGGCUCUAAGGAAGUUGUGCCACUUCAUUUUCGGAAACUAGCAGGUUCAUCAUCUUCGGACGUGGAGGAAAUUUAUUUUGAUUUUAGGAAGCAGAGAUUCAUAUUCUCUAAAGAAAAUAAAACUUUUUGCAAGCUUCCUUACCCGACCAAGGAAACAUUUGGCUACUAUCUGAAAAACACUGGCCAUGGUACCGAUGCCAAAGUUGCUGCAGCCACAGACAAAUGGGGACGUAAUGUAUUUGAUUAUCCGCAACCUACAUUUCAGAAAUUAAUGAAAGAGAACUGCAUGGAACCAUUUUUUGUGUUUCAGGUUUUCUGCGUAGGGCUCUGGUGUUUGGAUGAAUACUGGUACUACAGUUUGUUCACCCUGUUCAUGCUGUUCAUGUUUGAGUCUACAAUGGCAAAAAGUCGGUUAAAAACUUUGACUGAGCUAAGGCGUGUUAGAGUUGAUGGCCAGACCUUAAUGGUGCAUCGGGGUGGCAAGUGGGUGAAACUACCAGGGACUGACCUUUUGCCUGGUGAUAUCGUCUCAAUUGGGCGCUCUUCUGGCCUGAAUGGAGAAGACAAGUCUGUUCCAGCAGACAUGCUUAUAUUGGCUGGUACUGCUAUUGUGAAUGAGGCGAUUCUUACAGGCGAGUCUACUCCUCAAUGGAAGGUCUCUGUAGCGGGUAGGGGUUUUGAGGAGAAGUUGUCUGUGAAGCGAGAUAAAAGCCAUGUCUUGUUCGGUGGGACUAAGAUACUGCAACAUACUCCUGAUAAGACUUUUCCUCUGAGAACUCCAGAUGGCGGUUGCCCAGCCGUUGUUCUGAGGACAGGCUUUGAAACAAGUCAGGGAAAGCUGAUGCGAACAAUUUUAUUUUCCACAGAGAGGGUCACUGCGAACAGCUGGGAGAGUGGGUUGUUCAUAUGUUUCUUAGUAAUAUUUGCAGUAAUAGCUGCUGGUUAUGUACUUAAGAAGGGAUUGGAGGAUCCCACCAGGAGCAAGUAUAAGCUUCUCCUUAGUUGUUCACUCAUUAUUACUUCUGUUAUCCCUCCUGAAUUGCCAAUGGAGUUGUCGAUAGCUGUUAAUACAUCGCUGAUUGCACUGGCACGUCGCGGGAUAUAUUGUACUGAACCAUUUCGGAUUCCAUUUGCUGGGAAGGUUGAUAUAUGCUGUUUUGAUAAGACCGGAACACUUACAUCGGAUGACAUGGAGUUUUGUGGAGUGGGUGGAUUGUCUGGAAGAACAGAUUUGGAAUCUGAUAUGUCAAAAGUGCCAGUUCGUGCCCUGGAAAUUUUGGCUUCUUGUCAUGCAUUGGUGUUCGUGGACAACAGGCUGGUAGGAGAUCCUCUUGAGAAGGCUGCUCUUAAAGGAAUAGACUGGAGUUACAAAUCUGAUGAGAAGGCCAUGCCGAAGAAGGGAGGUGGUGAAGCUGUGCAGAUUGUUCAGAGACAUCACUUUGCCUCCCACUUAAAGCGUAUGGCAGUUGUUGUUCGUAUUCAAGAGGAAUUUUUUGCUUUUGUUAAGGGCGCACCAGAAACAAUUCAAGAUAGACUGGUUGACUUGCCACCAUAUUAUGUGGAGACUUACAAGAGAUACACACGUCAGGGUUCUCGUGUACUUGCCCUUGCUUACAAGGCACUUCCAGACAUGACAGUUAGCGAGGCUAGAAACUUGGAGAGAGAUAUGGUGGAAAGUGGUCUGACAUUUGCUGGUUUUGCCGUAUUCAACUGUCCUAUCAGAGCAGAUUCAGCCACGGUUUUGUCUGAGCUCAAAGCAUCAUCACAUGACUUGGCAAUGAUUACUGGUGACCAAGCUUUGACUGCUUGUCAUGUUGCGGGCCAAGUUCAUAUCAUCUCAAAACCUGUGUUGAUCCUAACUCCUGCUAGGAGCACCACGGGCUAUGAGUGGAUUUCACCUGAUGAGAUGGACACACAUCGUUACAGUGAGAAAGAAGUUGAAGCUUUGUCAGACACCCAUGAUCUUUGUAUUGGAGGUGACUGCAUCGAAAUGUUACAACGCACAAAUGCUAUUCUUCAUGUCAUCCCCUAUGUUAAGGUUUUUGCAAGAGUUGCUCCUCAGCAAAAAGAACUCAUCAUGACCACAUUCAAAUCAGUGGGAAGGAUGACAUUGAUGUGCGGAGAUGGAACAAAUGAUGUUGGGGCUUUGAAGCAGGCCCACGUGGGAGUUGCUUUAUUGAAUGCGGUUCCUCCGCAGCAAAGUGGAAGUACUUCCAAAGAGUCUUCAAAAGAUGAAACUUCAAAAUCUUUGAAACCAAAGAAAUCCAAGCUUUCAUCUGAAUCAUCAGGAAAAAAUGUAAAUGUGAAUGGAGAAGGUUCAAAGAGUAAAGCUGUCACAAGGUCAGAAACGGCAGGUCAGCCAAUUGCUAAUCGUCAUGUGACGGCUGCUGAGGCACAACGACAGAAGCUAAAGAAGAUGAUGGAUGAGUUGAAUGAGGAUCCAGAUGGUCGCUCAGCUCCUGUUGUCAAGCUUGGCGACGCCUCAAUGGCAUCACCCUUUACAGCAAAGCAUGCGUCUGUUGCCCCCACCACUGACAUAAUUCGUCAGGGACGCAGCACCCUGGUCACCACGCUGCAAAUGUUUAAGAUACUUGGUCUGAACUGCCUAGCAACAGCAUAUGUGCUGAGUGUGAUGUACUUGGAUGGCGUCAAGCUCGGUGAUGUGCAGGCUACAAUCAGUGGGGUAUUUACUGCCGCCUUUUUCUUGUUCAUCUCACAUGCAAGGCCCCUCCCAACUCUUUCAGCCGAAAGACCUCACCCUAAUGUCUUCUGUUCCUAUGUCCUCCUCUCCCUCCUGGGUCAGUUUGCAAUCCAUCUGUUCUUCUUGAUUUCUUCUGUGAAGGAGGCCGAAAGGCACAUGCCUGAGGAAUGCAUUGAGCCAGAUUCCCAAUUUCAUCCCAAUCUGGUGAAUACAGUUUCUUACAUGGUGAACAUGAUGCUCCAGGUGGCGACCUUCGCCGUGAAUUACAUGGGACAUCCAUUCAACCAGAGCAUUUCUGAGAAUAAACCCUUCUUGUAUGCCCUUUUGGCUGCUGUUGGAUUCUUCACUGUCAUCACGUCUGAUAUAUUCAGGGACUUGAAUGACGGGUUAAAAUUGGUGCCUUUGCCACCUGGGAUGAGGGAUAAGUUAUUACUUUGGGCUCUCAUUAUGUUUUUGACCUGCUACUCGUGGGAGAGAUUGUUGAGGUGGGCUUUCCCCGGGAAGAUCCCCGCUUGGAGGAAACGGCAAAGGCAUGCCGCUGCUAAUAUAGACAAAAAGAAGCAGCUCUGAGGGAAAAGACCUUGCAAGCGUGGAAGGCAUGACCUACACCAGUCGCUUGGACAUAUAGAGUAGAUGGCACAGCUGAAAACACUGGAGAAGUUUGAUUGGCCUUAUGUGCCAGUUUUGUCGCCCACACACUCCCUAUAGUUUCUCUUGUAAUGUGGUACAGAACAUUUUUGGAUCUUUAAUGAUUUUUCCCAUCUAGGAUUUUCUCUUCCAAUUGUACCUCACUAAUCAACAGCCACGGAGAUGCACGAAAGAUCGCCCAAACACAAAGAGGAUAUGGGCUCUUUUCUUCU